Messenger RNA from Phytophthora infestans T30-4, 2472 nucleotides. RefSeq names its product endo-1,3(4)-beta-glucanase, putative. The record is from RefSeq and is a predicted model, not a curated record. Lineage: Eukaryota; Oomycota; Peronosporomycetes; Peronosporales; Peronosporaceae. The transcript is spliced from 3 exons. The coding region runs from base 1 to 2472 and encodes 823 amino acids. Gene Ontology annotation, molecular function: endo-1,3(4)-beta-glucanase activity.
AUGGCCUUGAACGAGAGCUCGCCACUGCUGCAAGGCCGCGCGGCCCAGCAGCAGAGUGGCCGUCCCCCACUGCGUCGUGCGCUGUACGUGAUUGUGCCGCUGGCGCUGGUGGCUAUCGUGACAAUCUGCAUCCUCGUGGGCAGCAACGGCUCCAAGAAAGCUUCAGCCGCGUCCAACUCCGCCCCGGCAGCGACUAAUGCGCCGGCUGAAGUUGAGCUGACCGACUCAGAGCUGCUGACCAUGCGACCGCCAUUCGAGGAGAAGCUGCACCCGCUCCCACCCAAGUUGGUGCGUCGCAAUGACUUCGGCCGUUCGUUGCCCACCAACGAGUUCUGGUCCAGCCUCAUGGUAGCCGACAGCCACGGUCUCAAUGCUGGUGCCGGUGAGGUCACACUCAGCCCCUACACCGUCCGUAGUCUACCCAAGAGACUGGACAUCUCGUACGGAGACUCUCGUCGCGUGGCUACCAAGGACGCUAUCACCGAGUACUUCAACGUGGACGCCAGCUUCACUGCUUACAGUCACAAGGUACUUCACGGCAACGAGACUGGCAGCGCUCUACUGGGUGACGGUAACAGCACGUCGAGAAACAUCGUCGGCUUCGACGUGCUCUCGGUGCUGCUGCAGUAUUACUAUGGAGAGGACAACAAGUGGAUGAAGGUGCCAAUGGUGCGUGGCUCUCCCUACAUCACAGUAGAAUACCAGAAUGUGUUGCCCGUUCUGGAGUUCAAUGCCACAGUGUUCACUAUCAAUGGCGAGCAAGUGGAGCAGAAGGACCCGUUGGCUCCAUGGAAUGAGCUGCAGACGUGGACGAGCAGCCGCUUCGAGCUCGACAUUGAGGUCUACGGCACCGGCGAGAGUGCGCAUGGAACGGGCAAGUCCCAGCAGAAGUGGGUUCUCUACUUUGACAAGGUGCGCACACUUCAGCUGCAAUACGCCAACGAGACGGACUACCGCCCCUACAACUGGCGUGGAGAACUCACCACCCCCACCAACAUUCGUCUGGUGGACACGGAUUUCUACACUGGCGCUGCUCGCUUGGCGGUUGUCCCUCAGGGAGCGUCGCACGCAGCCAUCGAGGCUCUGGAUAAGGCAGCAGCUAUUUAUCCAGUGGGAUCCUCCAUCUCUACGGACGUUAAAGACAGCGAUGCCUCGUUCUCGUUCUGCUGGAAGACAAAGAGAUUCCCUGAUCUUGGAGAACCGAAUUUGAACUCGACGUCGACCGCAGAGCUGCUGAUGAUGGCGAACCCGCACCACGUAGCGACGUUCAAGACUGACAGCAAUGUUUUCCAAGUGCUCGGACAGUUUGGACACCGUACGCUGAAGUCGAACAUGACGGCAGUGCUGGGUAGCUGCUGGGAGAUGCACGAGACGUUGCCGACGGCUUCUUUCCACGAACAAGACGUGCCGAUCCAGCCUCAGUAUCUGGAAGCGAUCAAGGUUGCGCUUGCCAACGACUCGAACUACACGCCCGAGGCCGACGACCCGUACUACUUUGGCAAGGAGAUCGGUCGUCAAGCGCGAUUGGUUCUUAUUGCGGACAAGCUGGACGCGAAGGAGCUUCGUGACGACAUGCUGGACAAGCUGGAAGAGUGGCUGACCCCGUGGAUGCUGGGCCAGAACAGCGACCACUUCGUGUACGACCGCAGCUGGGGCGGCUUGUGUUCUCUCAACGGACUGAAGGGCGUCUUCUGGAUGACAGACUUUGGCAACGGAUGGUACAACGACCACCACUUCCACUAUGGCUACUUCUUGUACGCCGUCGGUGUCGUGGGCAAGUUCCGUCCGGACUUUGUGAAAACGCACAAGGCCGUUGUGAUGUCGAUUGUGCGUGACAUUGCAAGUCCCGACCAGAGCGACACGUUCUUCCCGUUCACUCGCCACUUUUCUUGGUUCGACAGCCACUCGUUCGCUAGUGGCGUCUACACGUUGGACGGUGGCAAGUCUCAGGAGAGUGUGAGUGAAGCCAUCAAUGCCUACUAUGGCGUGUAUCUGGUGGGCAAGUCCUUCAGCGUCCCGGAAGUGGAACACAUGGGUCAUCUCCUGCUCGCUCUGGAGAUCCGCGGCGCCCAGACCUACUGGCAGAUGCCGUCCAGCUCGGAUAUUUACGAGCCGAUCUAUGCUGCCAACAAGAUGACGGGGCAAGUGGCUGCUACGAAGGUGUCGUACACGACGUGGUUCGGUCCGCAGGUGGAGCACAUGCAUCUGAUCAACAUGAUCCCGUUCACGCCGAUCACGGACGCGUUCCUCAAGCCUGCGUACGUCCAGGAAGAGUACCCGAUUCUGCAGCAGCAGGCGUUCGGCCGCGCUCAAGACCCGAUCGAGGACCGCUGGAAGGGCUACGCAUACUUGGACCUAGCUAUCAUCGACCCUGCCGACGCGUGGACAAAGGUCCAGAACAUGACGUUCUUCGACGACGGCAGCUCGCGCACCAACUCGCUGUACUGGAUCGCCACGCGCCCGACGAACUGA